Molecule: messenger RNA, 1758 nt
Organism: Fusarium keratoplasticum
Lineage: Eukaryota; Fungi; Ascomycota; Sordariomycetes; Hypocreales; Nectriaceae
Exons: 4
Coding region: 1-1758 (585 amino acids)
Molecular function (GO): protein binding
Source: RefSeq, a predicted model, not a curated record
AUGACAACAGCAAGAAUAAGCCUACUAGGCCGAUCAUGGCUUUCGUGGACAGCUGUUUUGGCGACUCUGGCCCAUCCCUCCGUCCAGCAACGAGAUCCUGUCAAGGAUUUUUGUCGAAGAUUUGGACACCAAACAGCAGUGGUGGAUCGCAAAUUGUACAUUGAUGGAGGGCUUGUCAACUGGAAAUCCAUGGACACCGACCCCGGGAACGAUACGAACUCAUGGCUUGUAUGGCACGAUCUCGACAAUGCUGAUCUUGGCAUGCCGCAAAUACACGCCAAUCUUAGCAAGAACACCUCAAUCCCUUCCGUACACGGCGGAGCCCUCUGGGCAGAUGAUGUCAACUACCGCUUAUUUCUUUUUGGGGGCGAAUUCUACAGCGACAAUCCGACAACUUCAAGCAUGAUGUCAUAUGAUAUUUGGUAUGACCAAUGGGAUGAUUUUGGGCCUCCCCCUGCAGGUAUUCAGCGUGUCAGUUAUGGAGCUUCUACAAGUGUUAUGGAGCGCGGAGAAGGUUACUACUAUGGGGGCUAUCUCUCGAAUGCCUCCAUGCCGGACUGGAACGGUCGCCCACGUGCAACAUCGAAUCUAGUUCGCUACAAGAUGGACGGCAAUUUGUGGACCAAGCUCGCGGGACCAGACGAUAUCAGACGAGCCGAGGGUGUCAUGGCGUUUAUCCCUGCCAGUGACGGUGGUAUGCUGGUAUAUUUCGGCGGCGUCCAGGAUCCUUAUCGCAACGGCACAGUGAUUCCGCAGCCGAUGGACCAAAUAUUUCUCUACGAUAUCAUAUCGAACAAAUGGCACGUCCAAGAGGCCAGUGGCACCAUUCCUGAACACCGGAGAAAGUUCUGUGCUGGAGCCGUGUGGUCGAAGGAUAGAAGUAGUUACAAUAUCUAUCUCAACGCCGGUCUAGGCUUUGGCGGAUCUGGCUUUGAUGACGUCUACGUCCUCUCUCUUCCCUCUUUCACAUGGAUCAAAAUCUACCCUCUCGACCGGAAUGGGACAGGCAAAUACCCCUCGCACAGCCUGUCCUGUAACAUCGUCAACGAAGGGUCUCAAAUGCUCACCAUCGGAGGCUCGUUCCCCAACGACAACACAUGCGACUACGAGCAAGUCUGGGGGGUCCACAACGUCGAUCUCGGUAACCGAAUCAAGGGCAACUUCCAGAAAGUGUGGGCAGAGUAUAUACCUACGCUUUUCGGGUACAAGGUCCCCGAGCUUGUGACCAGCGUCAUCGGCGGAACCAAAGACGGAAGCGCCACUAAGAUGACGCCUGACGCCGGAUUCGCGGACCAUGAUAUUGGCAUUCUGCUUGGCAUGAAAGCCCCCUUCCCGACUCGCACGAGGGCGAAUGAUGGGCGCACCGCCCCCGCGACUGCAACAGUGAGCAAAACUCCGGAUUCGAAGUCUGGUCCUUCCGGGAGCGCAAUCAUCGGCAUUGCUGUCGGGGGCAGCGUCGUUUUGCUUGCCCUCCUUGCGGGUCUGUGGUUGCUCAUCAGAAAACAAAAAAGAAAGUCCAACGCCCAGCCUGUCGCGCCGACGGAACCGCUCGUCCCAACGCCGCAUACACCGCCGUUCAGUCCCUACCACUCUACCCAGUCGCCGGACAGUGGACAGUAUAUGAGCCCAAGGACUCGAGAAGGUGAUGGGGAGGUCCCGGUCCACAAUCGGGACUGGAGAUCGUCCUCGGCAAACUCACCGCCGAGCGAGAUGGAUGGCCAAGACCUCAGGAUUGCUGAGUUGGAUGCGGAGAAUUAG